Molecule: messenger RNA, 4429 nt
Organism: Corvus hawaiiensis (hawaiian crow)
Lineage: Eukaryota; Metazoa; Chordata; Aves; Passeriformes; Corvidae
Product: solute carrier family 25 member 36-like
Exons: 7
Coding region: 2017-2964 (315 amino acids)
Biological process (GO): mitochondrial transport; pyrimidine nucleotide import into mitochondrion
Cellular component (GO): mitochondrion; mitochondrial membrane
Molecular function (GO): pyrimidine nucleotide transmembrane transporter activity
Source: RefSeq, a predicted model, not a curated record
GGGCGGGAUUCGGGCCGCCGGUGCAGCAGGGAGCCGGGGCAGAGCAGCCCCGCCCUGCCCCGCCAGUGCCCCGCCGUCCUCGCCCGCGCGGGUCCGGAUCGGGCUCGGCGCUAUGGAGCAGAGGCGGGGUGAAUGUCUGGCUCCGCGGCUAGGGAAGACGGAGAGCCUCCCUGGGGGCGCGGGGUUUCAUCCAGCCUGAGCUUGCCGGGCACGGGGGACGAGGGAAGGGGGGUGCUGAACGAGAGGCCUCCUCAGCGGGGCAAAUGGUGGAGCAUCCGUGUGUUCGGGAGGGCGGCCAGCUCUCUCCAUCAGCGCGUGGCUGAGAUUCCUGUGUGGCUUUUCUGGCUUUAAAUAGUGCGGCUGUUUCUGCUUUUAGAUAAGGAGUUGAAACUGCCCUAUUCAGACCUUUUAGACCUUGAUCUGUCACCACUGUACUCAAAUCUCCUCCUGAACUGGAGACUGCACUUCUGGUCAAAAAAACAACAGGCAUGUAGGUCUGGAGCCUGUAUCAGACAAAUUAAUAGAAUCUGUGGUAAACAACAGGACUGUUGGGCCCCUAAGUGAAUCUGGUUUAUAUGGGAAGAAUCAACGUGGCCUUUGUAAAAGGAGACGCUGCCUCAUUACAACUCUGCAACUCUGGAUUGCUGCGUAGGCUGUGUGUCGGUGUCGGUGCUUGAUCAGCUUGUUCACCCACAGGACCUGAGCCUGGAUGUUCACUGCUUUGCUGUGUGUUGUCUUCUGAGCAGGAGCUAAAUUCUGGAGUCACAUCACCAGACUCCCACCACUCAUCAUAUGCCUCCUGAGGGAAAUUGCUGCUGAUGGACUGCUCUGCAAGUCGUCACCACCACUGUGUACAUCUGCCAAGGGCUUGACAAAGCAACAUGAGUGUUAUGGAAUAGCAUAGCUAGUUGCUGGCAUCACUAGCUGCAUAAUCUCCUAGCUGCUGUAUCUUCAACUCUUGGAUGUCAGUCCAAUAGGCAUCCAAGCCUCUCUCUUUUUUUUUUUUACCCCCCUUCCUGUUGGCAAUGAUAAUGAAGCCCUAGGAGCAAAGGCUGUGGGAAUACUGUAUAUGUGCAUUGAGCUGUACAGACUUUCUCAAAAUAAUUCUUCAGAACUCUCGCCAUUUGCUGUCCUGCCUUGUCAUAUGUAAAUCUGAUGAUACACCUGACUCCUCCCUGAUACCUUGUAGUUCUUUGGCUGGCUUUUCUUUCUUUGGAGCAGAGUGAGCUUUUUUUUUAAGCCUCCAUCUCUUGUGAAACAAAGCAACUUUGGCUGUAGCAGAUGUGAACAAUCGUCCAUUUGUCAAAGCCUCUUGCAUGGCUUACAUGCAAAUUGAUCUCAAAAUGGUCUUUCAGGUACAGAGCAUCCUCUAGAAGAGCGGAGUUAUCAGUCAAAAGAUUUAGAGGGGCAGAAGCUGAGAACCAAAUGUAUCAGUUCUGACUUGCCCCUGGGUGGUAAAAAGGAAAAAAGGGGAUAUGUGUCCUUUCAGCAUUCCUGCGGUGUGACGAGAUGAUUGAUGGAGAUGGUUCAUGAGUUCCAAAAAUAGGUUCUGCCUGCUGAAGGUCAGGGUCCUCUUACAUUAAGCAAGCCGGGCUUGGAGAGAGCCUGGCUGUUGGCAGAAAAUACAGAUCUUGCUUACAGGGCCUUGCAAAUGUGGGUCUGACCUAGUUAUGGAUUAAAGACACACAGGCAAGCUGAGGGGUGGGAGAGCUCUGUGCAGCUGUGGCGAGGUGUGAGCCACGGUGCCUGGUGACCUCAGCAGAAGGCUUUGCAGUGAGGUUGGGCAGCAGAAAUGUUUGCUCUGGGGGACUGCUGAGUCCCCAUGGACUUGGGACUCUCUGUCUCAAGUACUGAGUAAGGUUUCAGAGUGAGGCUGCCAGAUGAUGUCCCAAGCUGAGCUGUUACAUUAAUCAGUGUCAGAGCAGGAGAUCAUGUGUGGCACAGACUGGGGUACCUAACCUCCUCUCCCAGAGGGGAGAAGUUGUGGACAAGCAGGGUCAGAAUUAUUGCCCUAUUAUGGCACAGAGGUCAUUCUUAAAUGUGCUGCUGUGCCCUAGAUGUGGUGGCACAGCUGGAGCCAUCCUGACCUGCCCCCUGGAAGUGGUGAAGACACGUCUGCAGUCAUCCCAGCUGGCACUGCGGCCUCUGUGCCUCCCAGAGAUACAGCUGCCAGGGAUGAGUGUGAGGCUGGUGAAUCCUACCCCACCAUCUCCUGGAGUGCUCCAGUUGCUGAGGGCCAUCCUUGAGAAGGAAGGCGUGCGGUCCUUGUUCCGUGGUCUGGGUCCAAACCUCGCUGGGGUUGCUCCUUCCCGGGCUAUAUAUUUUGCUGCCUAUUCUGGUGUUAAGGAGAGGCUUAAUACUGUCCUGGUACCGGAGUCCAAGAAAGUACACAUGUUAGCAGCAGCCUGUGCAGGCAUUAGCUCAGCCACACUCACCAACCCCAUCUGGUUAGUGAAAACCAGGAUGCAGCUGCAAGCGAGGGUGAAGGGGGAGACGGCCAGCAAUGCUCUCCAGUGUGCUAUGCACGUGUACCGCACUGAAGGCCUGCGUGGAUUUUACCGUGGGGUCACUGCCUCCUAUGCUGGAGUGUCAGAGACCAUCAUACACUUUGUCAUCUAUGAAGCACUGAAACAGGAGCUGAGGAACAGCCAGCAUUCCCAUUCCCCAGCACUCACACUUCCACCAAACAACCAUGAUUUCUUUGGACUAAUGGGCGCUGCUGCUGUCUCCAAAACAUGUGCUACAUGCAUUGCCUAUCCACACGAGGUCAUUCGGACACGGUUGCGAGAGGAAGGGUCACGGUACCGUUCCUUUACACAGACUCUGCAGCUCGUGGUCCGUGAGGAGGGACCCUUGGCUUUAUACCGGGGGCUCCUGGCGCACCUGAUCCGCCAGAUCCCAAACGCGGCCAUCAUGAUGGCUACCUAUGAAGUCAUCGUACAUUUGGCCUCCUCCACCUUGUGAACUGUAGCACUUGGCUGAGGCUGCUGGGGAGGUACAGGGACAUUGUGGUCCUGAGACCUGGUCUUUUUCAGUGCUCUGAGAGGUGGUGCUUUCUGUCGCAGGUCAGAUCUGGGUCAGGCAUUCUCAGGACGCAGCAACUAGUUUGUGCCAAGUUUUUUGCUGAAAUGUGCACAAUGUAGCCUUUUUUUUCUCUUUCUGGAGACUUGAAUUAUUCCAGUGCAUCAAGGUGUCAGGGCACUGGUUUGACAGUGCCUCUUGUAAAUUCCCUUGAUGAAACAAGGGUAUGGAACUUACUGGGAAGGAGACAAAGCAGGAAGUUUAAGUGUCUUAGCCCCAGCAUGUUCACUUCUUUUGGACUGAGUAACAACCGUAUGUGGGCACAGCUGGGCAUGAAGACAGGCUAGAGCUGAGACAUCUGAGAGAACUGCAGCAAGCAGAGAUCUUUUGCUGCAACUUUUCAUGCCCUCAGAGGGGCUCUUCCACUCUCACCUACUGUACUGCCUUCUUGCCCCUAAGGAGGAUUUCUCAACCUUGGCUGCCAACAAAUUGCAGAAUUUUCCUUUGGGUCCUUCACAUGUUGUAGCCAUUUCCCAGGCAGCUGACAGGCCCUGUUUGUCUUGCAGCGUCUGAAAAGCCAGACCAGGUAGAUCCAGGGAAGAACCACAACCUGCUCUAAAGCACUGUCCUAACAAUUCAUGCUACUGCUGGGCUCAGAGCCAUGCUUUGCUAGUAUCUGUUGUGUUUCCAUCCCCUCCAUUCUCAGCAGAAAGAGGAAGACGUCUCCUUCCCCCAGAAGUGCUGGGGCUGUUCUACAAGCUGGAACCCCUGGUAUAAAAAAUACUCUAUCAUACUGAUAAAGAAAGCAGAGCAGGUGCAAAGACAGAUGAGGCUAAGGAGAUUUAGCCUGUUUCUAUUGAUACACUAAGUGUAUGGAAAGAGCCUUAUUUAUUUUUUUUCCUGUAUUCAAGAAUUCAGUUUGCUGCACAUGCUACAUUUGCCUGUGACAGGCUUGAGUGCCUUCUGUUCCUUUGUGGGUCCCUAGCCCCGAGUCCUGGGGAAGGCUACAUUGUGUUUACAAAGAGUAUUUGUCUCUCAAAAAGGCAGGGGGUAGGGUCGUGAGUGAUGUGUUUUUCUUGUUUCAUCACAUAUGCUAAAAAAUGUAACUCUUCCCCGAGAUAAGGUAGUAAUUUCAGUAAAUACAUGCUCUGGACAAGCUCCAGUUUCACAUUAGAGGCUACACUAUUUCUUUGUCUGGUUGUAGUGACAAACUGCAGAAGUCCUGAAUGUUUUAUUUGAAAUCCAUUUAUUUUAAAAUCCACUUUGUUUCCUCAUCUUUCUUACCUUCAUUCAUUUAGUAUUAGGAGUAUUGACAAUUUUACAAAGCGACACAAAGCUGCAGUGGUUUGUUGUUUGUUUUUUUUUUUUUUUUUGCAUGAAACGAGAAUAAACCUCAAAUGACAACAUU